AUGAUGAUGGUUGCUUUUCUUCUGUGGGUCAUCUUGUCUCGAGGAAUUGCAGUCCCUUGCAGUCCAAAUAAAGCAGAUGUAAUUUUGGUGUAUUGUUAUCCUAAAACCAUAAUUACAAAAAUCCCCGAAUGUCCUUAUGGAUGGGAAGUUAAUCAGUUGGCUCUUGGAGGGAUUUGCUACAAUGGAGUCCAUGAUUCAGGAUAUUACCAGUUUACAAUCCCAGAUUUGUCACCAAAAAAUAAAUCAUACUGUGGAACUCAAUCAGAUUUUAAAAACCCAAUCUAUCAUUUCUAUAACUCCAUCGUCUCCAACGACACCUCUGUGAUUGUCAAGAGCCAGCCUGUGAACUACUCGUUUACAUGCACAUACCAUGCAAACUAUCUGGUGAACCAUGCUGCCUUUGACCAAAGAGUGGCAACAGUCCAUGUGAAGAAUGGCAGCGCUGGUUCAUUUGAAAGUCAAUUGUCCCUCAACUUCUAUACUAAUGCCAAGUUUUCAAGCAAGAAGGAAGCUCCCUUCACAGUUGAAACUUCCGAAAUUGGUUCAGAUGUAUUUUCUGGAGUAGAAGCAAAAGGCUUAAGUAACAGAUUUAAAGUUGUGCUGACCAAUUGUUGGGCAACCCCCUCAUCAGAAUAUUUCUAUCCAAUUCAGUGGCCUCUGAUAACUAAGGGGUGUGCAUCAGAUGAUUCCAUUUUAGUACAUGAAAAUGGGAAAGACAGCCGAGCCACCUUCCAAUUUAAUGCAUUUCGGUUCCGGAAUAUUCCCAAACUUUCCAAGGUGUGGCUGCACUGUGAGACACAUGUUUGUGACAGUGAGAAGUUCUCCUGCCCUGUGGCGUGUGCAAAACGGAGUCAACGUAUGGAGCAAACUGGUGGUGUUUUAAUGGCUGAACUCACUGUGAACAGUAAAGGGUUAUCCAAGAAUUACAUACUUUCAGGUAAAAGUUAA
Messenger RNA from Elgaria multicarinata webbii, 948 nucleotides. It is a transcript of the gene TECTB, whose product is annotated as tectorin beta. Gene Ontology annotation, molecular function: extracellular matrix structural constituent. The record is from RefSeq and is a predicted model, not a curated record. Gene Ontology annotation, cellular component: cell surface. The coding region runs from base 1 to 948 and encodes 315 amino acids. Lineage: Eukaryota; Metazoa; Chordata; Lepidosauria; Squamata; Anguidae. The transcript has 9 exons.